UGUCGCGCGCGCCUCUCAGUUUGUCAACACUCGACUCAACAGUACUACUCCUGGCCGCCGAGUCUACCGACCGCGCUGCGCCCGCUAGUGUGAAUUAUUGUGAUAAUAUUACCUGUAUAACCCAAGAUGUCGGAGGAGCAGACGAGCGUGGAGCAAGUGGCGCAGCAGGUGAAAGACGUCAAGUUGGAAAAUGGCGGCGCGCCCGGCGCGGCCAACGGCAAGGAUGACGCCAUGACUUUCAAGGAUGCCUUCAAAAUGUUCUCCAAGUUUGGUGAUUCCAAGUCUGACGGCAAGCAGAUAACCCUCUCGCAGAGCGACAAGUGGAUGAAGCAGGCCAAGGUGAUAGAUGGCAAGAAGAUCACCACCACAGACACGGCCAUCCACUUCAAGAAACUCAAGUCCAUGAAACUCGGCGUCGACGACUACCAGAAAUUCCUGGACGACCUGGCCAAGAGCAAAAAAGUCGAGUUGGACGAGAUCAAGAAGAAGUUGACGACUUGCGGGCAACCCGGCAUCACGCCACAUACCACCAAGUCAGCAGCAGCCGCAGCGGCAGUGGACCGGCUGACGGACACCAGCAAGUACACGGGUUCCCACAAGCAGCGCUUCGACGACUCCGGGAAGGGGAAGGGCAUCGCCGGCCGGAAGGAUCUCGUCGACGGCUCCGGCUACGUCACCGGCUACCAACACAAGAACACCUACGACAAGGGGCACUAGAUGCUUUAAGUUAGGUCUGUUUUGUUUUAAUUGUCACCCAAAAGGCAGGAUUAUCUGUGACGGAUUAUCGGAAAUGGUGGUUGAGAGCGCGGACGUGUCGUCUUUGAGGUUUCAACUAGCGUUAUAACGGUAACCUAUCAACAGUGUAAGCUCUUGUUAAGAGCCAGCUGUCAAAAAUAUCACGCUACACACUCCGCUAUCCUUCAAUCUCGAUAUAAUGUAUCCAUGAAUCGUGCCACCGAGCAUUGUGCUUUGGGCUGGAGCUAAUAGUGAAUAAUAUUGCGUAACAAUGGUUCCCGCUACAGCACGAAAGUAAAGGUCAUAAGUCCCAAAAAUGUUUU
Messenger RNA from Aricia agestis (brown argus), 1058 nucleotides. Its product is annotated as tubulin polymerization-promoting protein homolog. The transcript has 4 exons. Gene Ontology annotation, molecular function: tubulin binding. The record is from RefSeq and is a predicted model, not a curated record. NCBI's taxonomy places the organism in Eukaryota, Metazoa, Arthropoda, Insecta, Lepidoptera, Lycaenidae. Gene Ontology annotation, cellular component: microtubule. Gene Ontology annotation, biological process: microtubule polymerization; microtubule bundle formation; positive regulation of protein polymerization. Bases 127 to 717 code for a protein of 196 amino acids.